Messenger RNA from Linepithema humile (Argentine ant), 547 nucleotides. The record is from RefSeq and is a predicted model, not a curated record. NCBI's taxonomy places the organism in Eukaryota, Metazoa, Arthropoda, Insecta, Hymenoptera, Formicidae.
GUUUCAGUUUUCAUCAUACUUUGCAACUUGACAGACAUUCUACAUACUACAUCUUAUAUAUAUCUCAUUUCUAAAUAUAAUAAUUCAAUAUUUUUAAACAUGCGAUCAUUAUUCAUCAUAAUUGCACUAUUGUCUAUUUUUGGUCCGUGCCUCGCGGAUGCAAUCGCUUGUAAUUGCGAGUACUGUGAUGAGGAAAAAGUAAUUGCCUUGGGGGAGGAGACGACUACUCAGGCGGAUAUGUACGAGGAGGACAGCGAUAAAGAUGGCAAUCGAACAAUUUGUGCCAGAAGUCGUGAUUUUAAUGAUCGUACGUUCCCAAGCAUUUGUUACAUGUUAUGUUACAAUCAUUGCACAAAAUAUCGAAUGAUGCCUGUUCAGCAGAAUGACUUAAAAAAGUAUGUCAUAGUUGCAUAUAGGCCGAAUUAUUAUAAAUUGAAAGAUGGAGUGUGCUGAAGAUUACUAUGUGCUUACGAAAAUUAAUCAAGAAGUUUGAAUAGUUAUUAUAAAAGUAAUACAUUUUUGUAAAUUUAAAUUGUGUAUAUUAAUA